AUGGAUUGCAACGAAAGUGGCCUCUAUGCAUUACUAGCUGACGAAACAACGGACAAGUCAACAAAGGAGCAAGUGACAAUAUGUCUUCGAUUCAUUGACCCCCAUAAUAAGUAUGAGAUUCGGGAGGAGUUUUUAGCUUUUCAAGAAGCUACGGAUGGGAUAUCUGGUGAAGCGCUAGCAGAUCUGCUUCUUUCUUCCCUCCGAGAACACGGAGUUGAUGUUGGUAAGAUGUGUGCCCAAGGGUAUGAUGGCGCGAGCAACAUGUCGGGAAGGUAUCGCGGUGUUCAAGCCAGAGUUCGCGAGAUUAACCCCGACACCGUGUAUGUCCAUUGCAAAGAGCAUUGCCUAAACCUUGCAAUAGUUCAUAGCUGCAAGGAACAAUGCGUUCGUACAAUUAUGGGUACAGUACAAGAUAUAACUUUUGCGUUAGACUAUUCUUCCAAGAGGUUACUUGCUUUCUGUGAAGAGUUGAGUGGCGAUGAAAAUGUCCAAGAACAAAUGGAUCAACGGACCAAACUGCGAACCUUGUGUGAAACUCGCUGGACAAGUAGAGCUGACGCAUUGCUUACCUUUCUAAGGGCCUUUCCCGUUGUCGUCCGCGCCUUAGAGCAUCUACAGGAAAACGGUGAUGUCAAGGCAGGGCAGCAUUUACAUGUCAUUCUUAAAUGGGACUUCAUUAUUGAUCUUGUGGUAUGCGAGCAUAUCCUACAGUCAACAGUGUUCUUGUCAACAUUCCUACAGAACGUUUCCUGUGACUUGAUGGAAGCUGCCAGAGAAAGUGAAGUAGUGAUUAACACUCUAACAAACGAGAGGAAUGACCCAGAAGUAUGGAAUGCUCUGUUUGAGAAGGCAUCUGAUGUGGCCGGACAGUUCGAUGUUAUUCCUUCAAAGCCGAGAACGGCUGGUUUACAGGGGCACAGAAACAACAUACCCUGCCGAAUCUCCCACCGAAUACUGGAGGAGGUCAUGCAUUCCAUUCAUAUGACGCUGGAACUUACAGACAGACUCCUCGGUGGAACCGUGCAUGAUCGAUUCCUUGCUCAGUACCUUGUUGCAAGCUCAAUACAUCGUAUCACACUGGACAUCAAAGGAAGACUGUUCGAUGCGUUCGCACAGUAUCUAACACCACAUGACCAACAUGUAUUCAACGCAGAAAAGCGUAGAUGGGAAACUAAAUGGAACGGAGCCGAUGUAAGCAUCAUAAAGCCUACAAUGCUACAGGAUACCCUUAAAGAAUGCAAUUGGGAUCUGUAUCCGUGCAUCUCUACCAUGAUCAGGGUUCUUCUUACUAUGCCAGUUUCCACUUCUACCGCUGAACGUUCAUUCAGCUCCCUUCGGAGGAUCGAAACAUACUUACAUAGCACUAUGGGUCAAGGAAGACUCUCUGAUUUACCACUGUUGCAUAUCCACAGAGACCAGCAGAUCGAUAUCAACAGCGCGAUAGAGCAGUUCGCUACCGAUAAAAAAAAAAGGGCCAGUUUUUGGAUAUUGAGUGUAUUCAGUGAUAUACAAUGUAUGUAUUAUACAGACAAUUACGGCCUUUUAGGUUUUACCUGA
Pecten maximus is the source of this 1557-nucleotide messenger RNA. RefSeq names its product zinc finger MYM-type protein 1-like. Lineage: Eukaryota; Metazoa; Mollusca; Bivalvia; Pectinida; Pectinidae. Gene Ontology annotation, molecular function: protein dimerization activity. The record is from RefSeq and is a predicted model, not a curated record. Bases 1 to 1557 code for a protein of 518 amino acids. The transcript has a single exon.